CUUCCCUUGAACAUGUCGUUAGACCUUGCUAAGUGGGAGCUCCCUGGAGACAGCCCAACCAAACAAGUGCUAGUGGUGCUCCUCCUAGCUACGGCUUUGCUCGGGCUUCUUUUAGCCGUGUAUACCCACGCGUAUGUCUUCGCAACACUGAUCGCGACUCAAACACCAAAUCCUAGAUUGAAUUCAUCACUCUCGCGCCAGCAUUUCAGAGGUCUUUCUAUCUUUCUCUUCCAUCGGCUGUCUAAGAUCUGUGUGAUCUCUAUGUUUCCUAUGAAGGACUUCACUCCACUGAAGUGCGGCUUGCUCAACUCAACAGUCGAAUUGCUACUUUCAUACUUGAGAGUAGCCAAUGUGCUCACAAUUAUGCAUCCACACUCGAAAACCCAUUCUUACUCACGUCGCAUUCCAACGUGGUCAAUGUGGUCGAAGACCUUCCCAUCAAUCUUACUGUAUAGUACUGCCUCGAGUAUAUGCUUCUAUCUGCCUACCUACUUGAUUCAGUUGGCUGGUGCUUUAGAUGAGCGGUUAGAGGUCUCAGAAACUGUGCAGUUUAUCAGUCUUCUAGGCACUAUUAUGGUUCUUUACUUCAGAUUGGUCGUUCCGGCAUAUGCAAUUUUCAUUCGAGUCACUGCCUCCGUACAACGGGGUGAGUCGAUGACUAUCAGAGGCGCCUGGCAAGGGUUUUCGUGGUCAUCUCGGGUACACUUUUUCAAGUUACUUGGCGAGGUUCUAUUCCUGGAAGCAGGCGUCACCGUCGUUAUGGGUUUGUCUGUGCUCGGUUUGUGUCAUCCUACUAUACAUGAUGAUGUCUUUCAGCUUUUUAUUAAGUACUUUGGCUAA
Aspergillus costaricaensis CBS 115574 is the source of this 840-nucleotide messenger RNA. RefSeq lists its product as uncharacterized. The record is from RefSeq and is a predicted model, not a curated record. The transcript is spliced from 2 exons. Bases 13 to 840 code for a protein of 275 amino acids. NCBI's taxonomy places the organism in Eukaryota, Fungi, Ascomycota, Eurotiomycetes, Eurotiales, Aspergillaceae.